Messenger RNA from Gastrolobium bilobum, 1290 nucleotides. RefSeq names its product ornithine decarboxylase-like. The record is from RefSeq and is a predicted model, not a curated record. NCBI's taxonomy places the organism in Eukaryota, Viridiplantae, Streptophyta, Magnoliopsida, Fabales, Fabaceae. The transcript has a single exon. The coding region runs from base 1 to 1290 and encodes 429 amino acids. Gene Ontology annotation, cellular component: cytoplasm. Gene Ontology annotation, molecular function: ornithine decarboxylase activity.
AUGCCUACACUAGUUGCUGAGGUUGAACCUUUGAGCCUGAAGCCCAUUGUCUGUGCUUCAGGUGUCAAGGGGAAACGAGUGACUGCAUUACCUGCAGAAGCUGAUGGUCUUUCUGAUUUCAUUCAUUCAGUCAUUAUGGACAAACCAGACAUGGAAUCACCCUUUAGCGUCCUUGAUUUAGGGGUCGUAAUGGACCUCAUGAAAAACUGGACCACCAAACUUCCCACGGUUCAGCCUUUCUACGCCGUCAAAUGCAACCCUAACCUUUCCUUGAUUGGAACACUGGCAGCUCUCGGUUCCAGUUUUGACUGUGCCAGCAAAGCAGAGAUCGAAUCCGUUUUGUCACUCGGAGUCUCACCGGAUCGAAUCAUCUACGCCAACCCAUGCAAAUCGGAGUCCCACAUCAGAUACGCUGCAAGUGUCGGUGUCAACGUGACAACGUUUGACUCCGUUGACGAGGUCGAAAAGAUCCGAAAAUGGCACCCGAAAUGUGAGUUGCUACUCCGAAUCAAACCUCCACAAGACAGUGGAGCACGAACUUGCUUGGGUCUUAAAUACGGUGCGCUUCCCGAAGAAUUUCAAGAGCUGCUCCAAGUGGCUAAUGCUGCUGGGCUCAAAGUUACUGGCGUGUCUUUUCACAUUGGAAGUGGAGGAGCUGACACGCGAGCUUAUCAUGGAGCCAUUGAAGCCGCUAAGAGUGUCUUCGAAACGGCUUCUCGGCUUGGCAUGCCUACAAUGCGUGUCCUUGAUAUUGGUGGCGGCUUCACAUCUGGCUCGCAGUUUGACGCUGCGGCUUUGAAAAUAAACGCAGCCAUUCAAGCCAACUUCGCCAAUGAAGUUGAAGAGGGACUCGUGGUUAUUGGCGAGCCGGGUCGUUACUUUGCGGAAACGGCUUUUACCUUAGCCACUAGAGUUAUUGGUAAGCGUGUAAGAGGUGAGGUGAGGGAGUAUUGGAUCGACGAUGGGAUAUACGGUACGCUCAAUUGCAUAAUGUUUGACUUUGCUACUGUCACGUGCACACCACUCGCGUGCACCUCAAAACCUGAGAACCCCACGUGCAUAGACUCCAAAACCUAUACUUGUACUGUUUUUGGACCCACUUGCGAUUCCAUUGACACGGUUCUCAGAGAUUACCAGCUACCGGAGCUGCAAGUGAACGAUUGGCUUGUGUUCCCCAAGAUGGGUGCUUACACAACGUCUUCGGGCACCAACUUCAAUGGGUUUAGCUCAUCGGCAUCGUCCACUUACCUUGCAUAUUCGAGUCCUGCCGUGAGGGAACAAUUGUUCUGA